Molecule: messenger RNA, 260 nt
Organism: Ceraceosorus bombacis
Lineage: Eukaryota; Fungi; Basidiomycota; Exobasidiomycetes; Ceraceosorales; Ceraceosoraceae
Source: the annotation of a GenBank genome assembly
AUGGUAGGCAUCAAGCCAUAUCAGGCGUAUGAACCCGUAGAGGAGGGAAGGGGCGACUUGCUCAGAUCCCAUCCCUAUUUCCAUACCGUCAACGAAGAUGUGCGAGGAGUCGCGCUACAGUCGUGAGUGUGAGUGCUCGAUCAGAGCCGGAUCCCAAGUCGGGCUCUAGAGUCGCCACUCGCAGCAGCAGUCCGCGCCCUGAAACCGUUCUGCCGUCUGCUGGCGCAGCUUCCGAAGCUACGGCCGGCAUCUUGGUGUGA